UAGCAAAAUGGGGGAUAGUAAAAGACCACGAUCCAAGACACAACGAAGUCCGAGUUCGAAUAGUCUGAAAGCAGAGAGACAGAGGUCACAGAGCAAGGCUGAACCUCAAACACCAGACGUCGAGCCAGAGCCAGAAGCGAUCGAGAAUGUUCUUCCCUGGGAAAUCUUCAACAAAGACCAGAUCACGGAGUUGUUGUCGUGCACACCAACUGAGAUGCUCUCUAAACUUAACACCCUCAUACCAUCCCCAAACACCCACGUUAACUUAAAGAAUAGUAUCAAAGCAGACCUAUACCUCUUAGUCUUACAUUUUGCUCAACAGCAGCAUUUCUUAGAGGACCAAGCAGGGGCUAUCGUUACACUCUAUCAACAUAUCCUAAACAUGGUUCUUGAGGGUAAGGAGCUGAUGGCUCUUGUUCUAGAAACUUCCCUGCUGUUAACAUGCCAGAAGGAGUUCACACCAGGCAUGAAGUUUAAUUUUUUCAACCCAGACCAAGUCAGCAAGAUAUCAAAAUACUUCUCAAUGGGAGUUUUCCAACAUUUCAAACUGUACCGCUUUAGUAUGCUUCAAGAACAAGAUCAAAAUAUCAUUAGUCUGGAGAAAAUUGUCCACACCUGUCCACCACAAGGGUCCUUCGAUCCACCCCCACUUGCAGAAGCUAUAUCGGAACACGAUAUUGAGUCGUAUCUGAACGCUUCCCCUCCAGAAUCACCUCGCUCAGAGGAGGAGGUAGCGGGUGAGGAGGGUGAGCUGGGAACUGAAGAGCAGGUCGAACAACCUAACCCUCUUAUCUCAAUGGCUAACGUUCAGACUGUUCUCGAUACAGUUGGCAACGACAUAAUGGACAAGUUUACAAAAGACAUGAAGAAUAAGUGUACCGAGAAGGAAAAUCAGUAUGUGAACAGGUUGAACAAGGUCAAGAAGGCUCUAGAUUGAAGAUUUUAUAUUUGACUGUAGCUGUCGUUGAUUCGAUUUGGGUCGUUGAUUUCGCUGUGGGUCUAAGGAGUUUAAAAAAGAGUGAGGCAUUUUCCCAACUCCCAAAAUAUGUACUUCAACAAUAAAAAUGUGGGGAAUGCGUUUGCUUGACAUGUUACGAAUUAUGGUAAAUUAUGAGAAACGAGGGAAAUAUUUUCUGGUUCAGUACUAUUCUGAACAUUCUGAGAAUUACGAAUUUUAUGAAAUCAGAUUUCAAUUUGAGAAUUUCCUGUGAAAAUGUGAUCUUUACGUAUGGUUUAACUUUUGAUA
This is a messenger RNA of Bolinopsis microptera, 1246 nucleotides long. Its product is annotated as ciliary-associated calcium-binding coiled-coil protein 1-like. Lineage: Eukaryota; Metazoa; Ctenophora; Tentaculata; Lobata; Bolinopsidae. The record is from RefSeq and is a predicted model, not a curated record. The transcript has 2 exons. The coding region runs from base 8 to 937 and encodes 309 amino acids.